AGAGAGAGAGAGAGAGAGAGCUGCUUCAACUGCAGAGAAAAUGGAUUCAGGGGAGAAGCGGCUCAACGAGCUCGGCUACAAGCAGGAGCUCAGAAGAGAGAUGACUCUGUUCAAGAGCCUUGCAAUAACGUUCUCGACGGUGACUAUGUUCGCCGGAAUACCUCUCUACGGGCCGAGCUUACUAUAUGCAGGCCCAGCUAGCUUAGUCUGGGGAUGGGUUGUCGUCUCCUUCUUCACCUGGUUCGUCGGAAUCGCCAUGGCUGAGAUCUGCUCUUCUUUUCCG
This is a messenger RNA of Dendrobium catenatum, 283 nucleotides long. Its product is annotated as amino-acid permease BAT1-like. Gene Ontology annotation, biological process: transmembrane transport; amino acid transport. Gene Ontology annotation, cellular component: membrane. NCBI's taxonomy places the organism in Eukaryota, Viridiplantae, Streptophyta, Magnoliopsida, Asparagales, Orchidaceae. The annotation marks the transcript as partial. The transcript has 2 exons. The record is from RefSeq and is a predicted model, not a curated record.